UAGCAACGGCAGAUUCCCGUUAUUUUAAAUCACAGGUGCUGUUUGAUGCCGCUCACGUUAACCUUAUAACUCGAAUUUGUUUGAUUAACGUUAUCCGUGGAAAAUAUGUCAGAAAACGAUAAAACGUGUUUGCCGUUAAUUAUAUAUUAUAUGAGGGAGAAAUUCUUCAGACAUGCCAUAAAUACAGCUGUGAAGAAUUUAAAGUUGUAUAGUAAUGAUCCAGUGCUUCGUUUCUUCAAAGCUUUCGCAACUCUGAUGGAAGGUCACAUUCAAGAGGCUUUGCGCGAGUUCGUCCAGCUGAAAGAUCAUCCACAUCUGUCUCUGUGCUCAACAAUAGCUCUCAUGUGCGCACACAAACGUUGCGAAACCAUUGAUCGAGAUGCUGUGAAUGAGCUGAACUCUGACCUGAAGCUGUCUGGAUCCACAGCCGGUGACAGAGCGUUGUAUUACGCAGCGCUGCUUUACUGGAUCCUGGAGCUGAACCACAAAGCAAAAGCAUGUGUCAAAAGGAUGCUGAAACUCAAUGAUGCGUCACCAGAGGGGCUCAUUCUCAAAGGCUGGAUAGUGUUGACCUCUGACACGGAAGAGAACAGACAUCAGGCCAUACGUUACUUUGACAGCGGUGUUCGGGACUCGGGAAAUGUAUUUGGACUCAUGGGAAAAAUUGAGUUCUUCAUGGCGAAGCAGAAUGAGCAGUGCGCUCUGGACAUUGCCAAUCAGAUCAUAGUCUCUCAUCCAGACUUCAGCCCGGCACUCGUGGUGAAGAUGAAGCUGUUCAUGUCUCUGCGGGACUGGGAUCAAGCAGAGGACGUCGCCCGGAGAGUUCUGGAGAGAGACGGGCAUGAUCUGAAAGCUCUUCAAAUGAUGGCCGUUAUUGCUGCGGCUAAGGAUGGAAAUAUGGAGAUGGUGAAAGAGCGUCUUCAAGCUUUAAUGAACGCAGUUGAGAUCUCUGAGCCCAGUAAUCCCAGCCUGCAUCUGGAGAUCACAGCACCCAUCAGCCGACUGUGUGGACACAACACCGAGAUCCUUCAGAUGUUGACUGUGUUUGUGCGUCGGCUUUCGUCACGUGCACCAGCAUCUGAUGUCCUCUGCGAGCUCGGCGAUCUGCUCAGUCUCCAAGACAAGAAUAAAGAUGCACAUGAAUGCUACUCUGCAGCACUGAAAACAGACCCCAAAUGCACAUCAGCGUUAGUAGGCACGAUCAGAUGCCAGCUGACGUGUGAUCAGCUUGAAGAAGCCGCCCAACAGCUCGCGUUCUUCUGCGAAGUGCAGGAGUCUCUUGGAAACGUAGCGGAAGUUGCUCUGCUGAAGGCCAUUUUGUCCAGGAAGCAGAAAGCAGACGAGGAGACUGUGAUCCAGUUUCUGAAAGACUCCGCACAGCUUCAUUUCUCUGCUCUGCGGGGCUUAAGUUAUGGUGUCGAAUACCUGCAGAUGCUCGACCUCAAUUUCCUCCUGCGAAUAGUGCGCAUGCACCUGGAGUCCAAGCAGGAUUUUCUCCUAAUUCCUGGACAACCUCCACCAUUUUGGCUCAAACACGCAGAUAUGAUCUUAGAAACGAUCGUCAAAGCCAUUCCUGGCAUAUCAGCGAGCUGUUACUAUAUGGCCUACGUCAAGUUCCUUCUAGGCGAUCACAGGACAGCCCAGCAGCUUCUGAACCUGUGCAUGGAGAAGGAGCCGACCGUGCCGGAGGUCCACCUUCUGCAGGCCCGACUGCACCUGAGCGUUGGAGACCACAGCUCGUGUCUGAGCGGCCUGGAGGCUGGAGUCAGCGUCAACUUCCAGGUUCAAGAUCGGUUCCAGUUCAAUCUGCUCAAAUCCCGCGCUCUGCUGAGGUCUGGAGACCUGAAGAACGCUAUUCAGUGCCUGAACAUCACAAUGAACAUGACAGGGGUCCGCAGGCCCUCAGUCACCAGCAGUGAGCGAGUGUCUGUGUACCUGGAGCUCACAGAGGCCCUGAGACUCAACGGACAACAGCACGAGGCCACUAAAGUUCUGCAAGACGCCAUUCUGCUCUUCAAAGGGACACCAGAGGAGACGCGUGUCAUGCUUGCUAAUGUGGAUCUGGCUUUGGGGAGAGAUGAUGUGGACGCCGCUGUGGCCAUCCUGAAAACCAUUCUGCCGAAUGAAUCAACCUACAUCCAAGCCCGCGAGAAGAUGGCUCACAUUUACCUGGAGAGGAGAAGAAACCACAAGCUUUACAUUGCAUGUUACAGAGAAAUAAGUGAGCGGCUUCCUGGACCUCAUACUAGCAUCUUGCUGGCUGAUGCCUUCAUGAACAUACACCAGCCAGAGGAAGCGGUCAAGAUCUACCAAGCAGUAGAGAAGAUGGCUCCUGAACACACAUUAGCCAAGAAAAUAGGCCAGGCUUUAGUGAAGGCUCAUGAAUAUCUCAAGGCGGUGAGCUACUAUGAGACGGCUCUGAAGACCGAUGCGCUGGACUGUUGUUUGAGUGUUGAGCUGUCCGACCUGCUUCUUAAACUCAAACGAUUGGAGGAAGCUCAGCAGGUCCUGGAGAAGGCCUUGGAACAUCAACCUACUACUGCAUUGACUACAAUGAUGAAUGAUGUAAAAGUGUUACGACUUUUAGUAAAAGUCCUACGGGCCAAGAACGAGUCCGCUCUGGACGUCGUGCAAAAGGCACAUGAUAUCCAGAAAAAAGUAGUUUGCCGUGUUACAAACGAGCAUCCAGCAGAAUUACAGGAAGAGAAGAAGUUGUUAUCGUCCAUCUGUUGUGACUGGGCUCGUGAGUUUCAUCUCAAACACGACCUGGAAAUGGCCAAACUACACUAUACAGACGCUUUAAAUCACAGCCCGGACGAUGAAGAGAUCAUCUUUCAUCUCGCUCAGUUACACUAUGAGCAUCAGAAACUGGACUAUAGCGAGGAACUGUGUGUGAAGAUUCUGCAGCUCAACCACACACACACCGCUGCCUCAAUGCUGUUGGCUGAUGCAUUAUUUUGGAAGAACCAAAAAGAGGAAGCAGUCGAGAUGUAUGCUUGUGUAAUGGAGCGGAACCCAGACAACUUUCAUGCCAUGGCCAAGUUUCUGCACGUCCUGCGCAGGAUGGGGAAGCUAGACGACGUCCCGUCUGUUUUUGAGGCGUGUGAGAAGUUCAGUCCGCUGUCGGUCCGAGAGCCAGGGUUUCAUUACUGCAAGGGGUUUUACUUCUGGCACACCUACCAUGUGACCGAGGCCCUGACACACCUGAACCGGGCCCGAGGAGACGCGGACUGGGGAGAGCCAGCCGUAGAGCUGAUGGUCCAGAUCUGUCUGAACCCUGACAGGGAUGUCUUAGAUGACGGACCGAAGGACUUGAGCGAGUCAGAGAAUGACAUGCGACUGAGCACAGCUCAAAAUCUGCUGUCGAUGUUUCGCCCGCGCUGUAAAUCUGAGCAGGACAAACUCAGGCUGCUGUCUAACCUGUGCCGGAUCUACAGUAAAGACGACAGACAUGUGGAGAGGGCCGUGCUGGAGCUCACACACACACUGGCCAACAACGUGAUGUUGGAGGCAUCUUUGCUGGCGAUGGCUCAAGGUUUGCUUCAGCUCAAACAGAUUCCCAGAGCCAGAAACUCCCUGAAACGCCUCACCCGGAUGGAGUGGACCGACGCAAACGCUGAUCACUUGGAGAACGCAUGCCUGCUCUUGGCUGACAUGUACAUAAAGCUGGGAAAACACAAUCACGUGGACAGACUGCUGGACAGCUGCAUACGACACAAUAAGUCGUGUAGUAAAGCGUACGAGUAUCGUGGUGUGAUGAUGGAGAAGGAGCAGAGAUACAGAGAUGCAGCGCUGCAGUUUGACCUGGCCUGGAAAUACAGCAACAGAGCGGAUCCUGCAGUCGGAUUCCGGCUCGCCUUCAACUGUCUGAAGUGCAGGAACUACACGCAGGCCGUGGAUGUGUGUCGUCAGGUUCUGCAUCAGCGUCCAGAUUACCCACAAAUCCACAGUGAGGUUCUGACCCGAGCUCAGCUCUCGCUCCGUCUGUGAUGUCAUUUCCCUUGUGAAACACUGACAUUGAGAGAUGUUAGUUAGAGAGAUAUUUAUUAGUUUUAAAGGUUUUAUGUUUAUGUGCCA
Pimephales promelas (fathead minnow) is the source of this 4077-nucleotide messenger RNA. RefSeq names its product tetratricopeptide repeat domain 21A (gene ttc21a). Gene Ontology annotation, cellular component: intraciliary transport particle A. Gene Ontology annotation, molecular function: protein binding. Lineage: Eukaryota; Metazoa; Chordata; Actinopteri; Cypriniformes; Leuciscidae. The record is from RefSeq and is a predicted model, not a curated record. Gene Ontology annotation, biological process: protein localization to cilium; intraciliary retrograde transport.